Messenger RNA from Verticillium dahliae VdLs.17, 2724 nucleotides. RefSeq names its product kinesin light chain 3. Gene Ontology annotation, cellular component: kinesin complex. The coding region runs from base 1 to 2724 and encodes 907 amino acids. Lineage: Eukaryota; Fungi; Ascomycota; Sordariomycetes; Glomerellales; Plectosphaerellaceae. The record is from RefSeq and is a predicted model, not a curated record. Gene Ontology annotation, molecular function: protein binding. The transcript has 3 exons.
AUGGAGGUCCUCGGAGCCGCUGCCAGCCUUGGUGCCGUCAUUGACCUUUCCGCAAAAGUCGCAACGCUGUGUGUUCAAUACGCCGAGGCCGUGGCUAACGCCCGAGAGGACAUCCGCCGUCUUCAAAACCAGGUCAGCCAACUAGGAGUCGUCCUUCAGCAUGCAAAGGAAAAGCGCCUCGCAGAGGGGCCCAGAGCGGAAUUGCUCGUGGUAUCUCGGAAGCUUACCAGCACAAUUGCCGAAUGUACUGGCGACCUUCGGGAACUGGAGAAGAAGCUUUCCCCCAACCCCGCACGUCGGUUCAUGCGGCGUGUAGGCUUUCGAGCUUUGAAGUGGCCCUUCAUGAGCCAAGAGGUCAAUCGAAUUCUCUCCAGUCUUGAGCGCUAUGAGAAAACCGUUCUGCUCGGGCUCCAGCUAGAUCAGACGUACGGACCACGAUGUCUCACUCUGCUUCAUAUGACCGAGACUGACUGUUCUAUCAGGACUAUGAUCUCUGAAAUUCACGAGGGUGUCAGGAAUCUAGCUUCCCAAGCGACGGAAGACGUUUCGAUUUCCCGCAAGCCUCAUCAUGUGUUGCCAUUUACGCUUAAUCCAGAUUACAUUCACCGAUCCGCUCUAUGGGAUUGGAUCAGACAUCAAUACACACAGCCCGCCCGACGGAUGGCCCUACUCGGCAUGGGAGGCUUCGGGAAAUCCCAAUUAGCAAUCCAUUUCGCACACCAGGUUCACUCUGACUCACCCGACACCAGCAUAUUCUGGCGCACCCUUGCAGACGUUCUUGCGCUGCCUCGCCGACACGAACCCCAGAUCAAUGUGAUGGCGCUGGUCCGCGAUUGUCUACAAAGCAGUGAUGUCAGCGCAUGGUUCAUGGUUGUCGACAACGCCGAUGACGUUAGCGUUUUCUUUGCAAAGGACGACCAAGAUCAGGAACCACUGGCUUCAUACCUGCCCAAGACAGCCAAGGGCAAGAUCCUGAUCACAUCGCGCAGUCUAGACGCCGCAGAGAAACUUACCGGUGGCGACAGCACAAUACUCCGGAUCCCAUAUAUGGAGGAAGAGCAGGCGCUACACCUUUUGCGAAAGAAGCUUCAUCAAGAGGUGGACGAGGCUACUGCGAGCAACCUUAUGCGCGCCCUUAACUAUAUCCCCUUGGCAGUGAACCAAGCCGCAGCCUACAUCAACAGGCGGAGCCCGCUAGAGACCCCCGAGUCGUACCUGGACAAAUUUCGCCGGAGCGAAAAACAAAGAGACGGGUUGCUUCGCAUUGAUGGAGGGGAUCUCGGACGGCCCGAUGACGCGUCUAAUUCCAUCGUCUUGACGUGGCAGGUGACCCUCGAGCAGAUCAGGCGGGAGAAGCCCAGGGCAGCCAACCUCCUGUCUCUCAUGAGCUGCUUUCAAGCCCAGAACAUACCGGAGAACAUGCUACAUGGCUAUGAGGACAUUGCAAGCGAAGGGGAAGUCGGUAGCAAGGGAAGCGGCAAACGUCUGGACACCUAUACCGACACCGACGCCAACACAGACGAAGUCGACACACGAGGAAACUUCGAAAACGACAUUGAUGUACUGCGGGGCUACUCACUCAUUGCACCAACAGCGCCAGGGCUCUACGAGAUGCACUCUCUGGUCCAGUUCUGCACCCGUUUGUGGAUCUCAGAAUUCGGGGACCGGAGGCGGUGGGCGAAGCUCUUCAUCCAGGUGGCAGCUGAACAUUUCCCUGAUGGUGGAUAUGAGAAAUUUAGAGAGUGUCAACGGCUGCUGCCCCACGUUGAGGCUGUCGUGGAGAGUAAACCCAAGCUGGAAGGUGACCUCCCGGCGUGGAGCAGAUUACUAACGAAAGUUUCGGAUUAUAUGAUAGACAUAGGUGACUUUGCCAGAGCGGAAGAGAUGUUGAAGAAAGCUAUCCAGGUACUAGAAGAUGCCUUGGAGGCUGGCCAUCCCUCCACCCUUGAAAGUCAAGCCAUGCUAUCAAAAAGCUUUAGAUUUCAAAGGCGGUACGAUGAGGCUGAGAGGCUAGACCUAAAGGUACUAAAGACUCAGAAGGCGAAGUUGGGAAUCGAUCAUCCCGCUACGCUAGCUAGUAUGUAUGCUCUAGCCGUAACGUUCUUUGGACAAGACCGGUACGAGGAGGCCGGGAAGCUACAGCAAGAGGUAUUAGAGGCUCAUAAGGCGAAGUUGGCACCCGAUCAUCCCGCUAUGCUAGCUAGUAUGCAUGAUCUAGCCGUAACGAUCUAUAGGCAAAGCCGGUACGAGGAGGCCGGGAAGCUACAGCAAGAGGUAUUAGAGGCUCAUAAGGCGAAGUUGGCACCCGAUCAUCCCGCUAUGCUAGCUAGUAUGCAUGAUCUAGCCGUAACGAUCUAUAGGCAAAGCCGGUACGAGGAGGCCGGGAAGCUACAGCAAGAGGUAUUAGAGGCUCAUAAGGCGAAGUUGGCACCCGAUCAUCCCGCUAUGCUAGCUAGUAUGCAUGAUCUAGCCGUAACGAUCUAUAGGCAAAGCCGGUACGAGGAGGCCGGGAAGCUACAGCAAGAGGUAUUAGAGGCUCAUAAGGCGAAGUUGGCACCCGAUCAUCCCGUUACGCUAGCUAGUAUGCAUGAUCUAGCGGUUACCUGGAGAAAAAUAGGCCGGCACCAGGAUGCUCUUAUUCUGCUGCAGGACUACGUUUCCUUACAACAGAAGAAGUUUGGUCCUACACAUCCAGAUACCCAGGGUUUAGAGCUUAACCCUUAG